This is a messenger RNA of Symbiodinium natans, 1707 nucleotides long. Lineage: Eukaryota; Dinophyceae; Suessiales; Symbiodiniaceae. The record is from the annotation of a GenBank genome assembly.
AUGCAUGAGCUUCGCGCCCCAGAUGCUCCGGCACUUCCAGACGAGCCGGCAGAGGCCUUGGUAGAUGAGGCGAAGGUGGAGAUUGAAGACACCAAGUCCGAGUCGAGCUGGUACGACCCCGACCUCUACGGCUCAGAGUCGGAGCCAGAAAAGGAGGAGGAGCAGAAGCCGGUCGUCCGCAAGAAAGACUUGCCUCCCGACUUCACGGCCCUCAAGGCGUUUGACGAGCACGUCACGUCCGUGGUCGACCUGCUCUCCUACAGCCCGGAGGCUUUCGGCGCCAAGAGUGCGCACAGCAAGACGGGGACCAUCCUCAGGAUCCCGCACACUGCUGAGGGUGUCUCCCUGGUGGGCCAGGCGGGCCCCAUGGAUGAGCGUGAUCGGCGUAUGUCCGAGGAGUUCAUGUCUUGGGUUCUGUCUCGCCGGCUUAGUGCCUUCUACGAGGUGGAAGGACAGGGCAUCCUCGAGCUGCAGCCCAAGGGCCCUGAGGUGGGUCUGCCCAUGCGGCUUCUUCUGAGAGCUGGGACGAUGAUCUUCUUCCGGCAUGACCAGAUGAACUACAGGUAUAUCCCAGACCACGAUGACUGCUUGGUCUUGCAGACCUGGCUCAUGGACAAGGCUGAGCCGCUGCAGUUCCGCCAGCUGCCCAAGUGCCCAGGCGAGCAGGGCUGUGACCGCGUGCACGUGAAGUCGAUGACCGAGCGCUUCCCUGCCGGGGCCGAGAACUGCGACAUGAGCUUCGCGCCCCUUGGGUGCAUCGUUGAUGAAUUCGACAACGGCUUCAACGGCCACAACGACUACGACAACAUGGAGCACGUCAACGGUGAGGCCGCUGUGGUGCUGGAGGAGGAGAGGGAGCUCAGCUUUGGGGACUGGCUACAGGACCCAGUGAUCUUGAUGAGCUUGACGAUGGUAGUUUGCUGCUUCAAGUGCCGCUGCUGCAAGAGCUUGCUCGCGCAGAAGUCGAUGCGGUGUUUUGAGGAGCUUACGGCCGUGGACAGCGUCGUCAACGCGCUCUUCUGGAACUUUCUCAUCUACCAAACAGCCUACUACUCUUCUGCUGGGUUGGUGCUUCUCGUCCUGGGACUCGGUUUCCUCAAGAGCCUCUUUCUCUUGACCCUGCUGGGAGCGAACGUAGUGGGACCAGAUGAACGAAUGACACAGCCAACAGUCUAUACUCAGGGGUCGAUCCUUCGUUGCAUCAUGGUCUGCACGGCUCAAGUCAUACUGUUCGGAUGCGUCAUCGUGAAGGUAUGGACAAGAGACCUCGAGACACACCGGAUCAUGGACCGCAGUGAGGUCGAAUGGAUGGGAGAUCCUGAGCAAGUCGAGGAGGUGGUGAGGUUUCGCUACUUCUUACUUGGUGCAUUCAUCAGUUGUGCUACGCAGCAUCAGACAAACAGCUUCAUCACGAAUGAGUAUUACUUGUUCUGGCUUCCUAUCUUCUCCAGAAAAGCUCCAUGUCGGUUCGGACCAUGUGAGAAGUGGUUCCGCUUCGGGCUUUCCUGGCUGGCAAAUUCAGUCUUGGCUAAAACAGUCAUCACUCUGAUGCCGUUAGUCUUAAUGGAUUCGUCCGACCCCAUGGAGUUCGCCAAGGACAUGACGUGUACGCUCUUCAUUGCUGAGCUGGAUAACAUACUUGAGACCUCCGGCAUCACGUCCCAUGGAGGUUGGCACAACGACGACGACGACAAAGGCAGCGUGUAG